Penaeus vannamei (Pacific white shrimp) is the source of this 1692-nucleotide messenger RNA. NCBI's taxonomy places the organism in Eukaryota, Metazoa, Arthropoda, Malacostraca, Decapoda, Penaeidae. The record is from RefSeq and is a predicted model, not a curated record.
AUGAUCCUGGACAACAGGCAGGUCCCCGACAUUAUCGUGAGCCGGGAGGGACUCAGCCAGAACAACAACAACAACAACAACAACGCCCGCAAUGGCAACGGCAGCCCUCGCCACGUGGGCGGCAGGAAUGGCAACGGCAGCCCCAGGCACGUCAACUAUGGCAACGGCAGCCCGAGACAUGUCAGCUACGCCAACGGGAGCCCCCGACAUGUCAACUACGGCAGCGUCAGCCCCCGUCACGUCAACUACGGCGGCAGUGACAGUCCUCGGCACGUGAGCUACGCCAGCGCCAGCCCCCGCCACACGCGCAGCGACAGCAGCAGCGAUGGCCGCGACGCCCCCAGCCACAUGUCGCCGCCCCCGGGCUUCAACAACAACGGCAGCCCCAGGCACACCAACAGGAACGGCUUCGGCGGCGGCGGCGGCCGCCAGGACGGCAACGGCAACACAGCAGAAUCUCCAAGGCAACGGCAACUUCGGCAGUCCGCGGCACAGCGCCCGGAGCGGCUACCUGGGCAGCCCCGCCACACGCAGGGCGGCGGCAGCGUGAGCCCGCGGCACAUGCAGAGGCUGUACAGCUUCGACCUGGGCCACGGGAGUCCCAGGCACUCGGUGGGCGACGUGGACGAAGUGGACGUCGACCAGCUGGAAGAGGAGUUGAGGCGCCACGAGCAGAGACAGCAGGAGCAGGUGCAGCUGCAUUUGCAGCAACAUCGGCAACAGCAGCAGCAAAAACAGCUUGAACAGCACCAUCGACAGCACCAACAGGAGCAGCGCCAACAACAGCACCAACAGGAGCAGCGCCAACAACAGCACGAACAGCAACAGUAUCGCCUACAACAGCAACAGUUCCUAGAACAGCAGCAGAAGCAGAAACUGCGGCAGCACCAGCAGCACAAUAAUCAUCCUCAGCAAACUAAUCAAAAGUAUCAAGAGCAGCAACAGCAGAAGCAGUUGCAGCAGCAGAGGCCACAGCCGCAGCAGAAGCAGCAGCAACAGACGGCCAGCAAGAUCCCCGUGCAGGUGGGGGAGAAGGGGCGCGACAAGGCCAGCUCGCCCGAGUCGCCGCCCGAGGGCCAGCCUGGCCAGCUGGCCAGCCCGAAGAAGGCGCCGCCGAAGAAGGGGCGCGCCCACGUGACGUCGACGCCCGUGCGGAAGCCGGCGGAGCCCGAGCCGAAGGCGCCGUCGGACUUCAAGUCGGUGGUGAAGGAGUACUCGCAGCAGAGCCCCAAGCGCAUCAACCUGCGCAACAAGAACUACAACUACUUCAAGUACGGGCUGUGCCGCAUCGAGGUCAAGGACAAGCCCACCAAGAACUGGCAGCCGUGGCGGCGCUUCGAGGAGGGCGACAAGUGGAGCUCGCCUGAGAACGACAACCUGGAGGUGCGCGACAAGCUGAACACGCACUCGACCAAGUGGAACCGCCAGAACAGGAACUGGUCGUCGCCCGAGCAGGAGGAGUGGGGCGGCGGCGGCGGCGGCGGCGGCUGGAACAUCGAGUGCGACAAGAGCGAGGAGGAGAACGACCAGGUCUUCAUCCCGGACGAGGAGGAGCGGCAGGACGAGCACCCGGACGACCAGAGGCAAGAGGAGGAGAGGAGGAGGCGGAGGAGGAGCCCGCGCCCAAGCGUGAGGUCCGCCGGGUGCCCCGGAGCAGCAGCUACGGCCGCAGGGAGUCGUGGCCCGCCAUGA